UCCUUGGAAAUUUGGGUGGUAGAAAAUGAUCAAUUUUCACAUUAUGUGCUCCUUUCAGUUGUUUACAAGAAGUGAAAAUAGGCAUACAAGUUCAUUUUAUGUUGUGAGAUGAGAUUUUUUUAAUCCAACAUAUAAUUGUUUGUUGUUUUAUUUAUUUUUUUUAAAUUAGUUGUUUUCAAGGAGAAGUAUCAUAACAAUAAAGAAUAUUAUCUUCAAUGAAAAGAAAAAUAACCUGACAUUUUCUAUGACCUCCAGGUGGGGCUACAGCACCAGUGAAAAUGUGGAGCUUUCUGUAUUUCAAAUAAAGAGAAUCUUUAUUAAGCAUAAAAAUCCCACCACUUUUUGGUAGAUGUCAAUAUAUUAUGUAUUUACUAAAGACAUCUUUGACCCACAUAUAUAAAUACAAAUAAAUAAUAUUUCAUUUGUCUUUCGCGGUGGGUUUGUUAAGGGUUAACCGACAGUCCCGCCAUUUCACUGCAAACGUCACAAACCAUUUCGCAUCUGGAACAGCUACGCAAUGGAGCGAGCUACGGCGGAGGACGGAGCUGAUAAGAAACUUAAAAGAGUGAGAGACGAAUUUGUCCAACGAGUGUCUGAUGCAGUGAUUAAUCAACUCUUAGAUUUAUGUUUAAAACAUGGUGUGUUGGGUGAUGAAGAGAAAGAUUCAAUCCUGGAGGGGAACCGCACGCGAGCUAAUAAGGCACGCGCUCUCAUUGACGCGGUGACUAGAAAAGGACCCGAGACCUGCGAGAAGGUGAUUGGUUACCUGGAAAGUAAAGACCGAAUGCUUUUCAAACAGCUGGGUUUGUCCAGCGCUCAGGCUUCCCAGUCAGCUGGCAGAAGGAAAGAAGAAGAAGAAGAAACGGCUUGUAAACGAGCUCGACAACAGGACAAGCCAGAUGGAGUGACUCGGAGCCAGGACUUGUCAGAGCUGCAGCUUCUGCAGGUCGCCGAGCAGCUUGGGAAGGAGUGGAAGCAGGUCGCCAUCUACUUAGGCUUGGAAUCCAACGACGUGGAUGACCUGGAGGAAGCAGAGAUAAGUGUAACCAUGCGGAAGCAGAAAAUGCUGUUGAAGUGGAAGAACAAAAGGAAGCGAGGAGAAGCUACAGCCAAACACCUGCUGGAGAGUCUGAAGGAGAUGGAGAACCUGUCUCACAAAGUUUAUGAGAUACUGGAAGGAAUGAUGAGCAAUAAGAGGGAUGAAGCUGAUAAAUAAAUCAGCCAUGAAUUCAACAUGUGCUACGGAGGAAAGUCAACCUGUGGAUUUCAGCUCUUCGAUUUUUGUUUUCUGCAGAAGAAACACCUGGACAUUUAAAAAAAAAAAUGUUUUAUUGGCUCUAGCUGCCUUUAUUUAUGAGUUGUUAUUCAGAGAAAGCAAUGAGAGAAGAGGGAAGACAUGCAGCAACAGCCACCAGGCUGGGAAUCGAACCUGUGCCGUCCAUGUCGAGGAUUACAGGCUCUAUAUCUGGGUUGUGCUUUGCCCCUGCAUCCCCACAGAACCCAGAUAUCUUUAUUUAAAUUUGUUCAAGUAUAAAAAUUAGUUUCCUGUAACAAGCACAGACUAAUAAAGUCUUAAGAAAAAGAAGUUUGAUAACCGAUUACAGCGUGAAGGCUGAUUUAAUUACUGAAUUAAGAAUUAAUUUUCUCUCCUGUUUAUGUAAUUUGAUUUUAAUAAAAAAAAU
Messenger RNA from Poecilia reticulata (guppy), 1682 nucleotides. The record is from RefSeq and is a predicted model, not a curated record. NCBI's taxonomy places the organism in Eukaryota, Metazoa, Chordata, Actinopteri, Cyprinodontiformes, Poeciliidae.